AUGCUGCGCCGGUUCAUGCGGGAUCUCCGCCCGCUGCGGUCUCUCGCGAGGGUCCCCAGACCGAUCUCCGGCGAGAGUCCAACAUUCCUUAAAUCUAGAAGCAACUCCACAAAGGCAGCUCCAAAGAGUUCUACACAGAAUGCUGCCCCAGGUCCUCAAGGACAACCUUCUCAGUCGGGAAGUAAUGUUUCAAAGCUUGUUCUUGGAACUCUUGUCGUUGGUGCAGCAGCUAUGGGUGCACAUCAACUUGGUUAUAUAGAUCUUCAAUUUAAGGACAAGAAAUUGCCUUUUAGCUUAAAGAAGGAAGAUGCUGUAAAGGUGUAUGAAGAUCUGAAGAUUCCUUCUGAACAGAAGGUUGACCAGACACAAAACGUGUCAGUACCAAACACUGAGAUUGUUCAAGAGGAGGUUCCAACCAAUGGGGAUCAGCCUGUUCCUGCAAAGGAAAAGAAAUCAGAAACCCUAGCCCAUGAGACACAUCAAGUUCCAGAUGAACAUGGAUCUGAUACUAAAAUGCCAUCUGAAGAUUCUCCAGCAGUUGAGCUAAAGAGAGUUCCCAUCGAUGAUAAUGAAUCUGGUGAAGUUCCUCAUGAACAGCAAACUGAUAAGAUAGACAGCACAGUUCCUCCUGUACAGUCAACCCCAACAACAGUUAGUACUUAUGAUCACCCCACAGAUCCAGAUGCACCAAAGGAUCUCACUGGAGCUGUUGCUGUUGAACAGAAAUCUCUUGCUGAGACAUAUUUACUGCAAGAUAAACCUGAUGUUUCAAAAGAUGCAACCAUUAAGGAAAAAAGAAGUGAUGAAGUUGUUCGUGAAAAAACUUAUGAAGAUGGUAAGAUUGUACUUGAUAUCAUUGAGGCUAUUCAUGCUGCCGAAAAGAAGCAGGCAGAUGUAGAUGCAUACAUGUAUUCAGAAGAGAGAAGAAAGUUGAAGGAGAAGUAUGAAAAGGAGCUGAAAGACACCAGGGCAAGGGAACUAAUGUAUGCAGAGGAGGCAGCAAUUCUCGAUAAGGAGCUAAAGAAAGAGAAACUGAAGAAUGCUGCUGCAAUAAAGGAACUGCAAGAAAAGGCUGAACAAAAAUUGCAGGAUGAGCUGCAGAGGAAGGAUGAAGAAACAAGCCAACAAAUUGAGAAGGCUCAAGAGAUAGCAAAAGCUGAACUGGCUGCCGCUGUUGCAAAAGAGAAAGCAUCCCAGAUUGAACAGAUCGCUGAAGCAAACCUCAAUAUUGAUGCGCUGUGUAUGGCAUUCUAUGCACGAUCUGAAGAAGCUAGGCAGAGUCAUUCAGUUCAUAAGCUUGCUCUGGGCACUCUUGCUUUGGAACACGCUUUAUCCAGUGGAUCACCAAUCCGGUCAGAAGUGGAGCUAUUGCGUAAAUCUGUUGAAGGCAUUGACAAAGAUUCACUGUUAGAAUUGGCUCUUUCGUCGCUCCCGGAAGAUGUUUUAGAUUAUGGAUCAGAUACACGGAUGGGGUUGAAGCAAAAGUUUAACUCCUUGAAGGAAACUAUCAGACAUUUCAGCCUUCUACCAGCAGGUGGUGGUGGAAUCCUGGCACAUGCUGUUGCUCGUGUUGCUUCUUCAAUCAAGAUUAAAGGCGAUAACUCUGGAGAUGGCAUUGAGUCUCUUAUAAACAAAGUAGAAAGCUUGAUUGUGGAUGGAGACUUGAGUACAGCGGUUGAUGCCUUGGAGCAAGGAUUACAUGGAACUGAAGCAGAGGAGAUAGCUACCGAGUGGGUGAAGCAAGCCAGGAAACGCGCCAUUGCGGAGCAGACACUUGCGCUCCUUCACGCUUGUACUUCUUCGACCACGUUCUCAUGA
Messenger RNA from Miscanthus lutarioriparius, 1818 nucleotides. The record is from the annotation of a GenBank genome assembly. NCBI's taxonomy places the organism in Eukaryota, Viridiplantae, Streptophyta, Magnoliopsida, Poales, Poaceae.